CCAGCCCCCAGCCCCCCCCCUCAACUUGGUCUAUCGUCUCCAUGACAACGAAAACUCACUGAAAAACAAAAACAAAUUGAAAAAAAAAUAAUUUGUGUAUUUUUUUGGAAGUGUGUGAUUUCUGGCGGUUAUUUAAUAAGAGUUAUUUAAAGGAAGUUAUUGAUGGUUGUGGUUUAAAAAUAUUGGUUAAAAUAGUGGGUCUCGGCCUUUCUUAAACUGUGACUUUUUACCCUGUUGACGGUCGAGGUGAUUGACAAACAUCGACCAAGUUUGUCCUAAGUGAAAUAGUUUGAGAGGACAGACAUCUCGCCUUGGUGAGCCCCAGCGGCCAAGUGGACUCUUCUGGAGCUCAAUUUCUGUUUUUUUUCCCCCAAGAAGAAACAUAUCGGUGCUCUAAGUGAUCCCGCAGACCUGAGUGGAGCUUUUCUCAGAGGCUCCAGCCAGGCUUCAAGAGGAGGAGGAGAAGGACGGAAAGAAUCACCAUUAUCGGCUUUGGCUACAAACUUUCCCCCCAACUGGAUGAAAAUAGCCAGAGUUGUUACUGAAGAGUUGGUCAUCAGCGGCGGGGUCCUGGCUCUACCCCCCACCACCCCCCACCAUCACCCCACCAUCACAUCACCCCCACCAUCACACCACCCACACCAUCACCACCCUGCUCUGCCAUCACGUACAGACAUAUGGUUGUUGUUGUUGUGUACGUGACUCCAAAUACCGCCACUCGCUGUCCGUAAGUUCGUACGUGUGCUGUCUUGCGUGAACCAGUGAUACACGUACGACGAUACCACAGGCACAGUUAGGAACACUCAUUCCUUCCCCAGACAAGUUUUUAAUCUGCUCUAAGUACUUUGGUUCACCACAAUCAACAUUAGCGUCGGGGGAGCUGCUCGUGGCGUUCAUCUCUGGUAAAAUAAUGUUGGUGGAAGGUGUGAGGUUACUGUGAGGGCCCUGGUACUGUGAGGACCCUGGUACUGUGAGGACCCUGGUACUGUGAGGACCCUGGUACUGUGAAGACCUUGGUACUGUGAGGACCCUGGUACUGUGAGAACCCUGACACUGUGUGGGACGUGAUCGUGUGCGGUACAGUAUGACAUAGUGUGUCUUAGGGGAGACAGUAGAUGUGUCGAGGAGUUGUGGCCAUAACCUGACCACCAUUUCCCUCGUCCUGAAGUACCGCUCAGUCACCAUGAGUCACGGCGAGUCGUGCGCAGGCGUGGUAGGCUCGGGCGUGGGCGGUCACAAGAAGCUACGGCGCAAGAGGAAGGAGUUGGACGCCCUCGUACCCGAAGAUAAAGUCCGGCGUAAGUCCUCCUCCGCCUCACACCACGACCUCCUCCGCUCCGACUCUGAGGACCCCGAGGCCGACUUCUCGGGCGUGGCCGUGCUGGGCAAGCGGAUGCUGGGUGGAGGGCAUCAGGGCGGGAUCUGGGCGUGUCUGCCAGGGGCGUGCACACUGCUGCUGCUGCUCACUACCCUGGUGGGCGUUGGCGCCGCCCUCAGACUCCUGAUGCUCACCCGCCGUGACCUCGACUCUCUCCACUCCAGGAUAAACUCAGUGGAGGCGAGCAGUUCAGAGUUACCAGCUAAGUUCCAUGAGUCGCACGUCAGACUUCAGGAGUUGGAGAAGAACCAGAGCGCCUUGUGGGCCGCCGUCACCCAGAUCUCCUCCUCUCUCGCCGCCACUACCAAAAGAGUGGAGCAGCUGGAGUCAGACGUGAAGAGAAUCAAAGACUCCCUCAGUAGCGCCCCACAGCUCUCCUCAUUACCCAAGGAUGUGGUCGACCUGCAGGGCUCAGUGGCCACUUUUGGUUCCACGCUGCAGGAUGUUCAGUCGUCUCUGAAGGUGGUGAAACAAGAUCAUGAGAAACUUUCCUCUAAUGUCAAAGAAGCCACCAAUGCCCUCGAUAAUUUUAAGGAAGAAAUAUCACACUUACAAAAUCAGACAUUAAUGGACGUGGGCAGAGAAGGUGGGGGGAAAGGCGCCACUUUAGGAGAGACCGUCGUGUCCUUAAGAACCAACAUGAACUCGCUCAGCUCUGCCAUCACCACCAUCAACGCCUCUGUUAUAUCCCACGCCAAGGAAACUUCAGCAAAUAAGCAAAAACUUGAGAGUAUACAGCAGUCAAAUACAGACUUGAGUAAUGUCAGUCAGCGGUUAUCGAAUCUCGAGUCUUGGCACAGGAAGAUAGACCCCACUCUGCCCUCACAGAUUAGUAACCUGACCACAGCCUUGACCCAGCUGCAAGAAACCACCGAUCAACAUGCUCAUACACUACAAAACCUCACUCAAAGUGUGGACGUGGUGAAGGGCGUAGAGAGGAAGCUGGAGGGGAGUCAGGUUCAGUUGGCAAGUGGCGUGAGUGAGCUUAAACAACAGUUGCAGAAGAUGGAGCAGCAAGUGGCGACGAUGGCGUCUGCUGUCAGUAAUCCCUCACCUGCGGCAAACAACGAAACACAUAUUCGCAAGCAGAGACUAAUACACAGUGAUUCAGGAGCAUCAAGGGACAGCAGAGGACCAUGAUGAUGGAGUUUCCGUACUUUUUUGUCAGAACGAACUUUAUGUGCCAAUAAUGCUCUGCUUUUAUCCAAAGAUGUUUAAGCUAUUUUCCUUCUUAUGAAGAAGGCAGAUGAAGCUUUGCCUUCCCCUCCUGAUGUAGUGAAAUAGUUGGUAUGGACCUCAAUGCCUUCUUGUAGAGCUACAUUCCAAACUUUAGAUAUGUAAAAAAUGUAGAAAUGUGAGCAUCAAGACCAUUUUCAUAGCAUAGUUCUACCUGGUACUGUACACCCAGAAGUUUGUACCUGUAAACCAUCGACAUCAUGUACAGGAAUUAUGUCACCACCAUUUUAAUGCACAGUUACUUGGAGUAAGGGAAGUACUGUGUUGUAAGUGCAGUAUACCAGCUCAAUUAAAUUGACUUAUUAAUAUUGUUAUUCAUUUAUGUGGAUUGAAGAGAAACUGGAAAGUUAACAUUAACAAAUUAUACAGAGUUCAGUCACAUGUCCUUCACAGGAUGAUAAACUGCUACUCUUUGUAUUAUGUGUUGACAAAAAAACCUUAAGUUCACUAACUAAUGUUUAUCAUGACUUGGUAAUUUUAUGGUAACACUGUACUGAACCCUAGAACAUUUAAUCUGCAUUGGUCAUUUCACCAUCAUCUGCUCAUGUCAGGGAGCCUGUGCAAGCAUCCAAGUCACGGCACAUCAACACACACACACACACACACACACACACACACACACACCUCUAUUCCAUGGUUCUCUUCUUUCUUGUCUCCCAGUUGUUCCAAUGUUCAUUCUUCCUUUUUCCUUAUAUAUA
Molecule: messenger RNA, 3312 nt
Organism: Homarus americanus (American lobster)
Lineage: Eukaryota; Metazoa; Arthropoda; Malacostraca; Decapoda; Nephropidae
Product: coiled-coil domain-containing protein 18-like
Exons: 8
Coding region: 1184-2518 (444 amino acids)
Source: RefSeq, a predicted model, not a curated record